Grammomys surdaster is the source of this 3125-nucleotide messenger RNA. It is a transcript of the gene Slc71a2, whose product is annotated as major facilitator superfamily domain containing 14B. The transcript has 12 exons. The coding region runs from base 35 to 1558 and encodes 507 amino acids. The record is from RefSeq and is a predicted model, not a curated record. Gene Ontology annotation, molecular function: transmembrane transporter activity. NCBI's taxonomy places the organism in Eukaryota, Metazoa, Chordata, Mammalia, Rodentia, Muridae. Gene Ontology annotation, cellular component: membrane. Gene Ontology annotation, biological process: transmembrane transport.
CAGCGAUCCGAACCUGCUCUGGCAUGACGGCGGCAUGAGCACGGACGGGGAGUCGCCGGAGGAGCCGGGGUGGAAGGCGGUGGCCUCACCCAAGGCGUCAGCCAUGCCUGAGAAGCGCAGGAGCGCUCAGGCCGCGAGCGGCAGCUGGCUACAAGGUUUUGGCCAGCCAAGUGUUUACCAUGCUGCUACUGUCAUCUUCUUUGAAUUCUUUGCGUGGGGCCUGUUAACAACUCCAAUGUUGACUGUUUUACAUGAAACAUUUCCUCAACACACAUUCCUCAUGAAUGGUCUCAUUCAAGGUGUAAAGGGCCUGCUCUCUUUUCUGAGUGCUCCACUCAUAGGCGCGCUCUCUGAUGUCUGGGGCAGGAAGCCUUUUCUCCUUGGCACGGUCUUCUUUACCUGCUUCCCUAUCCCACUAAUGAGGAUUAGCCCAUGGUGGUAUUUUGGCAUGAUUUCUGUAUCUGGAGUCUUCUCAGUCACUUUCUCUGUAAUUUUUGCCUAUGUAGCCGACUUCACUCAAGAGCACGAAAGAAGUACUGCUUAUGGAUGGGUUUCAGCCACCUUUGCAGCUAGUCUGGUUAGCAGCCCAGCCAUUGGGGCAUAUCUCUCUGCAAAUUAUGGAGACAGUCUUGUUGUGCUAGUAGCCACAGUGGUGGCUCUCCUAGACAUCUGCUUCAUUUUGGUGGCAGUUCCAGAAUCUCUGCCAGAGAAAAUUAGACCUGCUUCCUGGGGAGCUCAGAUUUCUUGGAAACAAGCGGACCCUUUUGCGUCAUUAAAGAAAGUUGGAAAAGAUUCUACAGUCUUACUCAUCUGCAUCACAGUGUUUCUCUCAUACCUUCCUGAAGCUGGGCAGUAUUCAAGCUUUUUUCUCUAUCUUAGGCAGGUUAUAGGUUUUGGAUCUGUGAAAAUUGUAGCAUUCAUAGCUAUGGUAGGAAUUCUGUCCAUUGUGGCUCAGACAGUCUUCCUUAGCAGAUUGAUGAGAUCACUAGGGAAUAAGAAUACUGUCCUCCUUGGCUUGGGUUUUCAGAUGCUCCAGCUUGCCUGGUAUGGUUUUGGAUCUCAGGCCUGGAUGAUGUGGGCAGCAGGAACUGUGGCUGCCAUGUCAAGCAUUACAUUCCCAGCAGUCAGUGCCCUCAUCUCUCGGAAUGCAGAGUCAGAUCAACAAGGGGUUGCCCAGGGGAUCGUAACUGGAAUACGAGGGCUGUGCAAUGGCCUAGGGCCAGCACUGUAUGGCUUCAUAUUCUAUAUGUUCCAUGUUGAACUGAGUGAGUUGGGCCCAAAGUUGAAUUCUGAUGAUGAUCCCCUACAGGGAGCUUUCAUUCCAGGCCCGCCAUUUUUAUUUGGAGCAUGUAUAGUUCUUAUGUCUUUUUUGGUUGCCUUAUUCAUCCCUGAAUACCGUAAAACCAGUGGAAUUCAAAAACAUAACAACAGCAUCAGUGGCAGCCUAAGCACGCCCCCUGAACAGGGCAGUGAUGAGGACAUUGAGCCAUUACUGCAAGAUAGCAACAUUUGGGAGCUUUCCUUUGAAGAGCCUGGAAAUCAGUGCACUGAGCUAUAACCCAGGAGUAAUGGAGAUUAUGCAGACACCAUCUCUGAGAGCCAUAGAGGAAGCUGCACCACAUGGAGACUUCAUGGUGCUGGAGGGGCGAUGCUAGCAGCAUCCUUUGGGCCAAGUUUAAUAAGUUACUCUCCCCAUGCCUCUGCCCUCUUCCCUUCACUCUUCUGUCUCUCUCUGUUCUUUUACUCCCAUUCUCUUUUCUUUUCUUUUUUCUUUCCUUUCCUUUUCUUUUUCUUUUCUUUUUCUUCUCUCUCUCUCUCUCUCUCUCUCUCUCUCUCUCUCUCUCUCUCUCUCUUUCUUUUUGCUUUUUAUAUAUUCUAGGAAAGAUUGAAAAUUCUUCAAGGUUGUUUAGAAUCUAGACUUUAAAACUUAUUAAAGUUUUAAGAAAAAUCAUGUCUGUGGUAGGAAAGGUGAUCUUUCCCUUCAGUAACUAGAGUAAGAGUGACAGCAAUUUUUCUAUGCCCUUUUUGGUGGAAGAUUGGGGCAAUGGUGUUAACUGCCUCCUUUCAUUAUCUUUCUGUGAAUCAUUUCCUCUUAGUCUGUAAAUGUUGAUGAGUUGAUAAGAAUCACUUGGUAUUAGGGAUCUACUGACUUUGUCCACAGGUUGGAUGAAAACCUAGUUUUGCUUUCCCUUUAUUUUCACUACUUCUUAAGCUUCUCGAGAAUGGACGUUAUUAAUAUUGAUCAAUGAUUCUUUAUCAGAUAAAGGAAAUCUUUCUUAGAAAAUUCAAAUUAUGUUGAACAAGAAGUUCAGACUCUUGGACUUUGUGUCCUGAUUGAGGUUAGUCUUGGCAACAUACUAAUACCCUAUCUCAAGGCAAAACAACCAACCAUGAAGCUUUCUAGUGGCAACAAAGAAAUCAGAGUAUACUUCAAGAAAAGUUUUUUGUUUACUGUUUUGUUUUAAAAUUUUAAAUAUUGCUAAAAGGGGAGAGAGUAACAGAUAGCAAUGGAGUUUAUUUCUAAGUUCAUACUCAUAUGUUACUGUAUGUUCUUUCCCAUGUCUCCUUGUCCUACUUCCGUUUUCCUUACCAUACUCCUGCCUUAACUGUUAAUGUAAAAUGUGUUUGUUUUUGUCUAACCUGUAUCUUGGUAUGUUCCUCUGAAUCCCCUAGGAAUGCGCGCAUCAAAUUCCUUUCUAGAAUAUGAGGGUUAGUGAAACUCAGUUUCAUGAUAAGUGUCUUGCUAAUUUUUGAGAUGUUUUAUGGUCAAAGAAAAUUACAGAUUUUAUAUUUUGCUGCACAGUAAAUGGACUAUUAACUUGGGUCUAUCUUCAACAAAGUACUCCUUUGAAAGUUUUAUAGGUAUGAAAACAUGUAGAUAUUUGUAAGGAUUUUAAUUUUUUUGAUGGGGGUGCUGUGUAAAUCUUGUAUUUAUAAAUAAUGAAGGUAUUGACAGAAAAAUAUAUACAACUUUUAUAAGGGAUCAUGUAUUGACUGAAUACAUUUAAAGGAAAAUAUAUUUUGAAGCCUGUUCUGCCAUGAACAGAUAUAACAUAUCUUUUUACUAUGCUGUUGGUUUUUAGGUUAAGCUUCCUAAUCCAUAAUAAAUUUUCAAUGGAUACUUA